AUGGACUGUAUAAACAUUUUAGACGGAAAAUAUCAGAUUCUGCGUGUCACGCCGGACUUGUAUGAUGAAACUGAAGAGUUAUUGACUGAUUUAUCGGUGAACCAUGAAUUGACAUGCCUGGCAACCAAACUGAAAGAUUCGCCUGUAGCCAUAUCAGAGCUCCGUGCACUAGUUAGAUAUGUCCUGUCCUGUGGCAUUUCCUUUGCCAUACGGCACGUGUGCAGUGGUAGAAUUGUGUCAGCAGUUGCUAAUAUAAUCUUUAACGAAAAAAAGUAUAGCAUUUAUGAAUUGACGGAGUACAGAUGUCCCAAAAUGAUCAAAUACAACAAGCUUUGGAGGGAUCUCGAAGUCAGCUACAACAUCUACAAAGAGUGGGAAAUGGAUUCGAUUCUGGAAAUUGCUUAUUUGGCAACGCAUCUCGACUUUAGGUGUCGCGGCCUGGCAUUCCAAUUGUUCAAACAUACCAUUGACUUUGCGCGACUUAUGUCGGAGGAAAAGCUGCCAUCGGACCUAAUUUUAAAGGAUAUGCAAAUGGAAAUACCAAAGGGUGUGAUGACAAUGCUCACAUCGCCCUAUAGCCGGAAAUGUGGUUACAAAUUGGGCUUGGAAAUAGUCAAGACAUGGCCAAUAUCAGAUUGGGGAGUCGUAGAGCUUCAGGCGAUCAAGUUUUAAUAUAACCUUCAAUAUGAUUCUUUGAAACGUUUCAAAAGUUUUAAUCCAUUUAGUGCUGUUCUCAACCCCUUUAUUAAAAUCUAUUUCCAUUGUUGAUUUCAA
This is a messenger RNA of Drosophila persimilis, 774 nucleotides long. RefSeq lists its product as uncharacterized. Gene Ontology annotation, molecular function: N-acetyltransferase activity. The record is from RefSeq and is a predicted model, not a curated record. Lineage: Eukaryota; Metazoa; Arthropoda; Insecta; Diptera; Drosophilidae. Bases 1 to 672 code for a protein of 223 amino acids. The transcript is spliced from 3 exons.